This is a messenger RNA of Pedinophyceae sp. YPF-701, 825 nucleotides long. The record is from the annotation of a GenBank genome assembly. NCBI's taxonomy places the organism in Eukaryota, Viridiplantae, Chlorophyta, Pedinophyceae.
AUGCAGAUGCGCGAUGUGGGCGCGGUCGCGUCGUGCGGUGUGCGCGGCGGGACAGGAAGAAGGGGGGUUGCGUGUUGCGUGCGAGACGCGCGGGGUGUCGUGACGGACUGCCUCAGCGUGCCACGUGGCUGCGUCGUCCGGCGGACGGGGACGCUCGCGGGGCGUGUUCGGCCGCGCGCGCUGCGGCGACAGGGUCGCUCGCGAGUUUCCAGGUCUCUCGAUCGACGCGCAACCCCGGACCAGGCAGCACGCCCGCUUUGCACCUCCAGCACGACGAUGCCCCCCGAAGUCCGCAAGACGUGCCCCGUCUGCCACUACAACUGGCUCGACAAGUAUGGCAAGGACGAGUGUCCGAAGUGCCUGUCGAAGUUGAGCGCGGGGGGCUCGAUGAGUCGCGCGCCGGGCGACGUCUCCAAGUACGAGAAGCGCGCGGCCAGCGACGCUAUGGAGAGCCAGAGUGGCGAGUGCCCCAAGGGCGGACCGCACCACUGGAAGUUCGGCAAGUGCAGCAAGUGCAACGUCGGCGAGGGCUACAAGGGCAAGAGCGGCCCUGCCAAGGCCCCGUCGUUCCCCGGCGGGAAGAACCAGGCCUGCCCGAGCCCCAAGGUGCGCCCCGCAGCGAGCGGCGACCCGCAGCGCCCGCGGUCCGCGGCGGGCGCGGUCCGCGUCGCCCGCCGUGCCGACCGCUGCAUGCGACGCCGCGUGGUGCGGUGGGGCGAAGCGGCGGAGACGCUCGCGCGCUGGUGCCGUGGCGCGCAGGCCGAGGGCGGGAAGCACAAGUACAAGUUCUCCAAGUGCCAGCACUGCGGCGCGUCGGAGUUCUGA